Messenger RNA from Penicillium subrubescens, 573 nucleotides. RefSeq lists its product as uncharacterized. The transcript has a single exon. The record is from RefSeq and is a predicted model, not a curated record. The coding region runs from base 1 to 573 and encodes 190 amino acids. Lineage: Eukaryota; Fungi; Ascomycota; Eurotiomycetes; Eurotiales; Aspergillaceae.
AUGGCUGUGCAGCUUCCAUGUUACUUUUUCGAGAAGCAUCAUCUGCCUGGGGAAUGCUAUGGUCGAGCCAAUAUCCUUGAGACUUUGCAUGAUAUCUUGUUGCCACCUGCGGCGGAAUUGACCUCAACGCACGCCUCUCGGUCGUUCGCUCUAUGUGGCCCCGGGCAGAUUGGGAAGACACAAAUUGCGGCGGGGUUUGCCAUGACUCGAAAGGAGGCAUUCGAUGCGGUAUUCUGGAUAAAUGCAGAAAGUGAAAUCAAGCUCACGGCCGACUUUACAUUGAUUGCGGCGCAAAUGGAGUUGACCAACGAGCUCGACCGAGGGAACGCAGUUGACAGUCGAGACCGGCUCCUCCAAUGGGUUAACCGGCCGUCCAGAGAUGGGAGAUGUAUGUCCAACGAAGAUUCGAGGCACAUAGAGGACGUCCCCGAUUGGCUUUUGGUAUUCGACAAUGCAGACAAUCCGGAGCUCCUGGUGUAUUACUGGCCGGGGGUCGAUCUUGGUCACCAGUCGCGACCCAAUGGCCAAGACACAUUUCUUUUCCACAUCGGGGGUGGACCUGGAACUAUUUGA